Homalodisca vitripennis (glassy-winged sharpshooter) is the source of this 1995-nucleotide messenger RNA. Its product is annotated as mitochondrial import receptor subunit TOM20 homolog B-like. The record is from RefSeq and is a predicted model, not a curated record. The transcript has 4 exons. Gene Ontology annotation, cellular component: mitochondrial outer membrane; mitochondrial outer membrane translocase complex. The coding region runs from base 183 to 644 and encodes 153 amino acids. Gene Ontology annotation, molecular function: transmembrane protein transporter activity. NCBI's taxonomy places the organism in Eukaryota, Metazoa, Arthropoda, Insecta, Hemiptera, Cicadellidae. Gene Ontology annotation, biological process: protein targeting; tRNA import into mitochondrion; protein import into mitochondrial matrix.
UUUUCCUUAAUUGUAAGUGAUAAUGGCGUCUAAAUCUGUGUAGUCUUCGUGUGGUGGGAUUAUUGAGUUUUCUACUUUGGUUAGAGAGUGUUUGAAUAGUGUUAAUGGUUUUUUCGCUUAGUGUGGCCUGGAAACUUAUAUAACUAGAUCAGUCUGUUGUUAUAUAAUUAAAUUUGUCUAAAAUGACAAUGAUGCAAAAAGUGGCAAUUGGCCUUGGCGUAGGAGCGGUUUUCUUUUUAGGAUACUGCAUACAUUUUGAUCGAAAGAGACGAUCAGACCCUAACUAUAAGAAGAAGAUUAGACAGAGGAGAAAGGCCAACAAUGAAGCGGCUUCUAGUGCUAGAUCUGGGAAGACAAACAUGCCAGAUUUGAAAGAUCAUGAAGCUGUACAAAUGUUCUUCCUUCAAGAGGUUCAGUUGGGAGAGGAGUUACUGGGCAGUGGAGACGAGGAGGGGGGUGUGGAACACCUGAGCAAUGCUGUAGCAGUCUGCGGCCAGCCCAACCAGCUGCUGCAAGUGCUACAGCAGACACUGCCUCCCCACGUGUUCCAGCUGCUGCUUAUGCGACUCCCUGCAGCCGGCCAGAGAUUCAUGGCUCACUCUGCAGCCAGCACUGCUUCUGUUGUUGACGAUGGUGUUGAUUAAAUUCUGGUCAUACGUUAGUCAAAGUAUUAAAUUCUUUAGAUUUUUUUUUAUGAGUAUGUUUCAUAUCAAAAUAUUAAGCAAUACAAUGUACAAAUUAUACAGUUCUACUGUUCCAAAGACAUGUUUAUUUCAGUGCCUCCUCAAAUACUACUCGGAGUUGUUGCUUGCUAUGUGUUCAUUGACUAUCAGUGUAUGUUAUUGGUGGAAGUUAAUAGUAGUCUUUCUACAUUUCAAAGAGGAACUUCUAUUAAUUCAUGGCAAAAGAACAAUAUGUCUUGAUAGCUUGACAAUAGACCUGUGUUACAUUUGCAUGUUCUCUUUAUAUUAAAUAUAAAUCAUUCUAUGCAUUUGUGUUUCUGUGAAGUAAAUGUUUGUUUGUUUUUUUCUUGACUAUAAUAAAAUAACCUAUGCAUUCUUAAUUACAAUAUAAUUGCACCAUAUAUGAGAAAUUUAGAAUCUAUGAUAUUAGAAUCCUAACAGUGUUACACUACUAAACAUAUACACUAAUGUAGAGUAAUAAAUUAUUGAAUGUAAGUGGUUAAAACUGAAUCAAGCAGAAUUUUGUUUAGAAUAAUUGUCUACUUUAAUUAUAACAGUUCAUUAGACUUUAUUGUGAAAACAAAUUAACUAGACAUUUUUCAUUGCACUUACUUUUUAAUCUACUCUCUGUAAAAUUUUGGCUUUUAGAGUUUGCCUGCAUUAAUUGGUAUUUUAUAUUCUAUUAUUGUAUUUGUUUUUUAUUUUAUUUCAAAACAAGGAAUUAAGACAUUUUUUAACAAUUUACAUUGUUUGCUUUUUCUUUUAGGUAUGUGCAAUUUAUUUUAAAUGUCAAAGUUUUUUACUAAUUUGAUCCAUUAUACUCCGUAGUAGUCUUAAAGUCAAUCAGUUGGUUUUUAUCUAUCCAACUGUAACAAUUUAGAAAUUUUGUAAUGUCAUUUUGAUUUUGAUUAAGAGAACGUUUUUCAUUGAGUAGAUAUAAUAAAUAGGUGAAGUUGAGUUGUCUUGACAGUUAUUAUUUUGUACUAAUUUUAAUAUUUUUGGCCUUUAUCACAUUUUCUGGAUCUCUCCAAACUGUUUAAACAUGUUCCUUAACUUAGAUGUAAGAUUUACAGAUUACUUUGUUGGUUUGAUUCUAUAUGUAUAUUGUGUUGGAGCACCAAGUUUCGGUUACAGUCAUAGGGACACAGUUUUAAUAAUCGUAAGGCCUUGUUUUGGUGUCAUAUGUUUGUUAAUAUUCCAGUGAUGUAAUGAAGUAUAUAGCAAGCUUUCUAUAUUUUUAACUUCAAAGCUUGUCUGGUGGAUAUUGUUAUGUGACUGUGUCUGUAGCUCAAUAUAGACUGAUUUAUUUUGA